Molecule: messenger RNA, 1917 nt
Organism: Trichomycterus rosablanca
Lineage: Eukaryota; Metazoa; Chordata; Actinopteri; Siluriformes; Trichomycteridae
Gene: arl4aa
Product: ADP-ribosylation factor-like 4aa
Exons: 2
Coding region: 156-761 (201 amino acids)
Biological process (GO): vesicle-mediated transport; intracellular protein transport
Cellular component (GO): plasma membrane; cytoplasm
Molecular function (GO): GTPase activity; GTP binding
Source: RefSeq, a predicted model, not a curated record
UAGUUACACAGAAUAUGCGUAGCCGUGUGUUAGCGAGCUUGCUAAUGUUACAUAAAAACUUACACUAACGUCUGAGUGUAACCAUUUGGAGAUAUUCGAUAAUCAGGAGUCCAGUUAUGGAUCUUUAUUGUAACUUCUGAAGACACCACAAGAAAAUGGGAAUUGUAAAUUCUAAUCAAACCAGCAUAUUUUCGAACCCCCCUUUCUGUAAGUCUCUGCACAUUGUGAUUUUGGGCCUGGACUCUGCGGGCAAAACCACUGUGCUGUACAGACUGCAGUUUAAUGAGUUUGUGAACACAGUACCCACCAAGGGAUUCAACACUGAAAAGGUGAAAGUGGCCCUAGGUUCCUCAGGAUCAGUAACCUUUCACUUUUGGGAUGUUGGAGGUCAGGAGAAGCUGCGGCCACUCUGGAAAUCCUACACUCGUUGCUCAGAUGGCAUUGUGUUUGUGGUUGAUUCUGUGGAUGCAGAGAGAAUGGAUGAGGCCAAAAUUGAACUUCACAAAAUUGCACGUUUAUCUGAGACCCAUGACGUUCCAAUUCUUAUUGUAGCUAACAAACAGGACAUGAGGCAUGCCAUUUCCCUGGCAGAUAUCGAAAAGGUUUUGGCACUUGGUGAACUGGGUGCUUCUACACCAUGGCACUUACAGGCUACAUGUGCUAUUAUUGGUGAUGGGCUACAAGAAGGACUCGAAAAACUUUAUGAUCUGAUCCUGAAACGAAGAAAAAUGCUACGACAGCAAAAAAAGAAGUUAAUGUAGUUAUACAUUAAGGCAAUAGAAAUAUAACUAUUACAAUGUUACGGAGCAAUCCCCCCCCUUUAUUAAAAGCCGACUGAGUUCUAUCAGUCUUUAGGACUAAUAAAGAAGGUUUGAAAUGUAUUUUAUGGGUAUUUUCUAUUAGGAAACAACAGGAGGAUGGUGGAAACUGUUAAUGGCUGUUAAUGCAGAACAUUUAAACAUUUGUUAAUUGAUUUGUUGUUAAGAAAAAUUCAUUAUGUGUGUUGGGUGUUGGAGAAGUGCAGAUUUGUCUGGGACAUGAAGGAAUGUAUGAAGGAAAUGUAAGUAUUAAGGGGAUGUGUAUUAUAUGAGCUGUAAAAGGUUUUUUCCAAGUUAAUGUGGGACUAUGUACUAAAGACCAGCUACAUGUAAGGUUGAGAAAUGGCACAUCUAAAUGUUCUAAUCCUGCACUUUCUUUAUGUAAUUUAAAGUGGCUUUAUAACACUGUGCUUCACAUUUAAAGAACAGACGCAUUGUAUUAAAAAAAAUUUAAUUUGUAAUGCCAAAGCGUUGGCAAAUAUUGUAUUAUUUCUCAAACUGUUUGUGACAAAAAGCCAAAGAAAACUGGGCCAAGGACAUUUCUGUGUUUUUAUCAAGCAGGGUUAAAAACUCAGUAUAGCCCAGUCUGCCUUUUCACUGAUAAAUCACUGCCCCUUUUGAUUCAUGGGCAUCUAAUUACAUUUACAUUUUCAGCAUUUAGUAGACGCUUUUAUCCAAACCUGAGCAAUUGAGGGUUAAGGACCUUGCUCAGGGGCCCAACAGUGGCAACUUGGCGGUGGUGGGGCUUGAACCGGCAACCUUCUGAUUACUGGUCCAGUACCUUAACCACUGAGCUAUCACUGCCCUAAUUAGAAACAGUUUGCUUUUUGCAUGCUACAGCCACAGUGAUUCAUUGGUCCGAUUCUCUGACGUCUUUUUGCAAAUGGUUUGAGAAGGAAAAAAAUAAGUAACCUUUCGUCAUCACAGCCUUUCUAUAUUAAAAAUGAAGUAAAUGAAGUUUUACUGGUUUGCUGAACUUUAAAUACUCCAACCCUUUUAUGGUCAAGUUUUAUGUAGUUUUAUGUAUUUAUGUAUUUUUCAACUAUUCAGUUCUUUAAAAGCACUUUGUCAUACUAAUAAAUGUAUGAUAUGCACAUAA